AUCCAUCCUUUCCGGUGGCAAAGGAAGAUUGACGGUAUAAAAGAUAUUGAUAAACCACGUUGAAUUUUUUGUGGAGGAAAUCGAUCUUUACCUGAAAUAUAACAACAAGAUCCUUGAAGAUGAUUAAGUGUAAACGUAUAAACAAAUCUUAAUCAUGAUCAGCUUAUGGAGGCUGUAGUAAGGACAGUGGUAAGGCAAUUACUCUACAGAGUAACCUAAGGACACAUACAAGAAAGAUGUCAUACAAGUGUGAUGUCUGUGGUAAGGGGUUUAAUCAUGCAUCUCGCAGAAAAACACACAUGAGCAUACAUACAGGAGAGAAACCAUACAAGUGUGAUGUCUGUGGUAAGGGGUUUAAUCAUGCACCUCACAGAAAGACACACAUGAGGAUACAUACAGGAGAGAUGCCACACAAGUGUGAUGUCUGUGGGAAGGAGUUUAAUGAUGCAUCUAACAGAAAGACACACAUGAGGACUCACACAGGAGAGAAGCCAUUCAAGUGUGAUGUCUGUGGUAAGGGUUUUAAUCAUGCACCUCACAGAAAGACACACAUGAGGAUACAUACAGGGGAGAUGCCAUACAAGUGUGAUGUCUGUGGUAAGGGGUUUAAUCAUGCACCUCACAGAAAGACACACAUGAGGAUACAUACAGGAGAGAAACCAUACAAGUGUGAUGUCUGUGAUAUGGAGUUUAAUCAGGCAUUUCACAGAGUGACACACAUGAGGAUACAUACAGGAGAGAUGCCAUAUGAGUGUGAUGUCUGUGGUAUGGAGUUUAAUCAUGCAUCUAACAGAAUGACACACAUGAGGAUACAUACAAGAGAGAAGCCAUACAAGUGUGAUGUCUGUGGUAUGGAGUUUAAUCAGGCAUUUCACAGAGUGACACACAUGAGGAUACAUACAGGAGAGAAGCCAUACAGGUGUGAUGUCUGUGGUAAGGAGUUUAAUGAUGCAUCUAGCAGAAAGACACACAUGAAGAUACAUACAGGAGAGAUGCCUCACAAGUGUGAUGUCUGUGGUAAGGAGUUUAAUCAGGCAUCUAACAGAAUGACACACAUGAGGAUACAUACAGGAGAGAUGCCACACAAGUGUGAUGUCUGUGGGAAGGAGUUUAAUGAUGCAUCUAGCAGAAAGACACACAUGAAGAUACAUACAGGAGAGAUGCCUCACAAGUGUGAUGUCUGUGGUAAGGAGUUUAAUGAUGCAUCUAAUAGAAAGACACACAUGAGGAUACAUACAGGUUAGAAACCAUACAAGUGUGAUUUCUGUGAUAAGGAGUUUAAUCAUGCAUCUCACAGAAAGACACACAUGAGGAUACAUACAGGAGAGAUGCCAUAUGAGUGUGAUAUCUGUGGGAAGUGGUUUAAUGAUGCAUCUCACAGAAAGACACACAUGAGGAUACAUACAGGAGAGAUGCCACACAAGUGUGAUGUCUGUGGUAAGGAGGUUAAUGAUGUAUCUAACAGAAAGACUCACAUGAGGCAACAUACAGGAGAGAAACCAUACAAGUGGGAUUUCUGUGAUAAGGAGUUGAAUCAUGCAUCUCACAGAAUGACAAACAUGAGGAUACAUACAGGAGGGAAACCAUACAAGUGUGAUUUCUGUGAUAAGGACUUUAAUCAUGCAUCUCAGAGAAAGACACACAUGAGUAUACAUACAGGAGAGAUGCCCCACAUAUGUGAUAAAGACACACAUGAGGAUACAUACUGUAGGAGAGAUGCCAUAAAGAUUGUGAUGUCUGGUGAAUAUAAUAAGGGGUUUAAUCAAACUGGUGAUCGUCAGAGACAUCUGGGGACUCAUACAGGAGAGAAGCCAUUCAAGUGUGAUGUCUCUGGUAAGGAGUUUAAACAAGCAAAUGACCUUAGGAGACACCUCAGGGUACAUACAAGAGAAAAGCCAUACAAAUGUGAUGUCUGUGGUAAAGAGUUUAAACAUCAAUCUAGUCUAAAGAUGCACUUCAUGACACAUACAGGAGGUAAACCAUGCAUUGAUGUUCAAUGUUUGUAGUUAGGGGUUAUUUAAAUUAACAGCUCUACAGACACACCUAGAUCCAGAUGCCACAGGACAGAAACUGUUUAUGUGUGAUCAUCAGAUGACUGUGGUAGGGUUUAGUCAUGUAGAUAGUCUAAAGAUGCACCUCUAGACAUCAUCCUUGAUAGAGGGAUUACGUUCUGUCAGAGAGCGUAAGUGAGAGGGAUUAGGCUCUGUCAGAUAGCAUCAGUGAGAGGGAUUACGUUCUGUCAGAGAGCGUCAGUGAGAGGGAUUACGUUCUGUCAGAUAGCGUCAGUGAGAGGGAUUACGUUCUGUCAGAGAGCGUCAAUGUGAGGGAUUACGUUCUGUCAGAGAGCGUCAAUGAGAGGGAUUACGUUCUGUCAGAGAGCGUAAGUGAGAGGGAUUAGGCUCUGUCAGAGAGUGUCGGUGAGAGGGAUUACGUUCUGUCAGAGAGCGUCAGUGAGAGGGAUUAGGCUCUGUCAGAGAGGAUCAGUGAGAGGGAUUACACUGAUUACACUCUUAUCAGAGUGUGUAAGUGAGAGGGAUUACGCUAUGUCAGAGAGCGUAAGUGAGAAGGAUUAUAGACUCUGUCAGAGAGCGUCAGUGAGAGGGAUUACACUCCUAUCAGAGUGUGUAAGUGAGAGGGAUAACGCUAUGUCAGAGAGCGUAAGUGAGAGGGAUUAUGCUCUUGUCAGAGAGCGUAAGUGAGAGGGAUUACGCUCUGUCAGAGAGCGUAAGUGAGAGCGUUAUCCCAGCAGUAUCAAGGAUGCUUUUGACACAUACAAGCGAUAUACCAUUCAAGGAUGAUAUCUGUAGUCAGGAAUUUAAUCAGGCAAGUGAUCUAAAAACCUCAGGAAACAUACAGGAGGGAAAUAAUUCAUGUUUACUAUCUGUGGUAAUUAUAUAAGGGGUUUUAUAAAUCCACAGCUGUACAGACACUUAUUUGCUAAUUAUGAUAACAUAUGUACAUCAAACGAAGCACAUAGUAUCUGAUGCGAAAGACACCAUAGAGAGUCAUCUGUAUUAAAUCUCUAAAAAAGAUAAAAGUUUUGGUGCUUUGAUUAUAUAGAUAUGUUUGGUAUACAAAAAAUAAACAAUUGUUGUCUUCAA
This is a messenger RNA of Mizuhopecten yessoensis (Yesso scallop), 3101 nucleotides long. RefSeq names its product zinc finger protein 227-like. Lineage: Eukaryota; Metazoa; Mollusca; Bivalvia; Pectinida; Pectinidae. The record is from RefSeq and is a predicted model, not a curated record. The transcript has 3 exons.